This is a messenger RNA of Porites evermanni, 1089 nucleotides long. NCBI's taxonomy places the organism in Eukaryota, Metazoa, Cnidaria, Anthozoa, Scleractinia, Poritidae. The record is from the annotation of a GenBank genome assembly.
AUGAGUUUAUGUGCUUUAAUAUACCAUAAUACAAAAGGAAUAAGUAACUCUGGUGACUUAAAACAAAUAAUGCAUAUUGGCAAUCAACUUUACAGUAGUUUAUCACAACUAGCAAGAUGCUCUUAUUUACUGCUAUCUGAAUUACCAGCAAUGCUUACAGUAGCAGAAGAAAAUUUCCGGCUGGAAUAAAGUGCAAGCUAUAGUGGCAAUGUCCAUGGUGAGGCUACCAUUGAAGGAUACGAAUACUGUUUAGGCCUAAAAAGAGCUUUUGAGUCAUUGAUAUCACAACAAUACAGAUCAUUUAUUUUGACAGUUGGUUGUAUUACUGUCAGUAUUGUUUACUGUGUUUAUAAUGGCCAUUUUAAAGUGUUUGACUCUCAUGCCCGAGAUAUUUAUGGUAAGAGUCAUCGUCAAGGGACUUGUGUACUGUUAGAUAUACCAUCUAAAGAUAACUUAAUAGAAUACUUUCAAAGUUUAUAUGGAAUAUACCAAAUGUAUGAACUUAAAGGUUUACAAAUAACAAAAUAUGACAUAACAACAAGCAACAAUGUAAAAGAUAUAUUAAAUAAUACAUCAUUAGAUCAACACAAGAAGUGUUUGAAAAACAACUGUUUUGCAGUAGCUUUUUAUUCCAUCUGUUACUCAAUUAUUUCAUCAUGCAGUUAUUGGAACUCAAAAACUUUAGAUGCAAUCAUUCAAAAUGGCUCUGAGCUUAACAAUGUAAUCAAAAAUGACUAUCAUUCAAAAUCUAUUAAUAUGGCUGAGAAUGUUACAAUUUUUGGUAUGAAAAUAAAAGUAGAUGUUAGUAAAGUAAGUCAUGGGAAAUUAACUAGUUUACCUAAAAACAUGAUAUCUUUAAAGGCAUUGAUCUUGAAAAACUAUGGGAAAACAGGAUUUUUAAUGUGCAUUUCAAGUUACUGUAUCGCUUGCAUUUACCAACAAAAUACUAAAGAGAAGCAAUUGUUUUCACUUCUGGCUUAUGAAGAUAGUAUUUCAUCUACAAUGAAACACAUAAAACACAUUAGUGGUAUAAAUAAACUAAUGGAGGCAAUUCUAAAUAUUGUUCAAAAUGAACAAUGUCAGACUUAG